This is a messenger RNA of Cololabis saira (Pacific saury), 2575 nucleotides long. Its product is annotated as afadin- and alpha-actinin-binding protein-like. Bases 189 to 1925 code for a protein of 578 amino acids. The record is from RefSeq and is a predicted model, not a curated record. Lineage: Eukaryota; Metazoa; Chordata; Actinopteri; Beloniformes; Belonidae. The transcript has 14 exons.
UGUUUGAUUCAUGUGCUGUGCGUGGUUGCAGGACGUGUCUAAAGUAGCUGUUUAACCUUAACAGAAGCUUGGAAAUACCGCAAUAAUUAAGGUGUAAAGAUAUUGUAGGUGGACCUUGUGGUCAACCUUUGUAAUCUGUGCAUGCAGUAGACAAUCCAGUCACGUAGCCUGACGGCUGCACUGUAACAAUGCCAGAGUCCUCCCUGGUCAAGGGUGUUCAUGGCAGCACCGUUGAAUGUGGGACACCCCUCUUGAGGCAGUUCAACCAGUCGACGCUGCCUUUGCUCAGAAAUUCCAAUGUGCUCAGUACCUUCUGCACAGAGAACAACAUGCAAGAAUGUCUGUCCCACAUCAAUCAGGAGAUGACCUUGCUAGGCCUCCCACCAGUUUGGACCAUAUCAGGCAGCAGCUCUGAUCUGAAUAUUGUAGCUGUGCUAAACUGCAUGUAUGACCUGAUUCAGCUGCAUCGAAGGGGCCUCAGAACCCUGGAAAACAUGGAAGUGGAGCAGCUGAGGUCCAGCAGCAAUGUGGACUUCCUGCAGCUCACUAACACUAGUUUAAAGGAGCAGCUUGAACAUUCUAAAAGGGAAAACACAGGACUUCUUGAAAGAGAACGACAGCUUCAGCUGAAAGUGAAGAGUUUGCAGAACUCCCUGAAAAAUGAAAAAGAAGAGGUGCAAAAACUUCAGAAUAUAAUUGUGAGCCGCGCCAGUCAGUACAAUCAUGACAUGAAACGGAAGGAAAGAGAAUUUAACAAACUGAAGGAGCGACUGAACCAACUCCUGGCUGACAAAAAGGAGAGAAAACAAGCCAUUGAUGUAUUAAAUAACAUUGGCAGAGCUGAUGGGAAGAGAAGCCUUUGGAGAACGGAAAAAACCGAGGCCAAGCAAGAGGGAGAGAUGUAUAAGAUCCUGCUGAGCGACUACGACGCCAGACAGAGGGAGCUUGUUAUGGAAAAUGCUGAGUUGAGGAAAGUCUUGCAGCAAAUGAAAAGAGACAUGGUGUCCAUUCUGAAUUUAAGAAAAGCUGUGAAAGAUGACCAACAUGAACACUCUGGCACACAGGGUAGCUCAGAGGAGGAAGAAGAAGAGGGGUUUGACUCCAGUAAGGAAGGUGCAGAGCUGUAUUGUAUCCAUGCCCGGGAGAAACUGACCAACAGUAUUCGACUGCAGUGGAGAAGGCUCAAGAGCCACGUUGAAAGGCUAAACAGCCAAGUAUCUUUGCCGCAGAUAGUUGACAGUAUAAAUAGCGACGCUGCUCCACGAGAGACUCAUGAGGAGGAGAUGGAGAGACUAAAGCUGGAGAUCCAGCAGUGUAAAGAUUUCAUUCAAACUCAACAGCAGCUCCUGCAGCAACAGUUGAGCUCUCCGUGCGAUGAGGAGACUGGAUCUUUACUAAAUGACAGCUAUAUGCUACAGGGGAAUGCACGCCUCAGAGAGGAUUGGAAGACGUUUGAGGAGCAGAGGAAGAUCUUUGACAGAGAGAGGAGGAACUUCACUGAAGCAGCUAUUAGACUGAGCCAUGAGAGAAAGGCCUUUGAGGAGGAUCGGGCAACAUGGCUCAAACACCAGUUUUUAACCUUAAGUCCAUUUGGAGAAUCAAAGAAACCCUCGUUGUCAAAGUCUAUAAGUGCCUUUGGAAUAUCUGAAACAGAGGUGAGCCAACAGCUGGGUCCAGAAAAACUCAGCGAAAGCUUUUCCAACUCGGCCCCCCCGACACCUGGUUGCCUCCCACUCAUGUCAUCUCUCAAAGCUGACCAGCAUCACGCACUUUCUUUUAUCCCACAAAGCAGCUCAAUCAAACCAAAGAAGAAGACUGAAAAUGCUGAAGAAUCAAGCAUCCCCUCUGGACAUGUUCCCGUCCAGCAUGAACUGAGGAACAACAGCAGCCACUCAUUCAUACUGCAAAAUAACAGCUCUAUAUAAAGCCAAAUACUGUCAUAAUUUCAAUCAUAAUUGACUAUGGGAUGCUUUACAAGAAUAUCUUUUGAUUUGUGAAUGUCAACCACCUGAAGAUGUUGAAUGUUACCCUAUAAAGAGUGAAAACUUUUUCAGCCGCUGAUUUUCUGCGAAUCGUAUGUUUGGAAUAAAAUUCAUGUAAAUAUUUCUUUUUUAUAGUCAUUAACUUAAUAUUUUACACAUAGCGUAUGUGGUAAACAUAAAUAUUAAUGUUGUAGUGUAUAUCUGUCCUAGAAAUCAUAUUUUAAUCCAAGCAUGGUAUUUAUUUAUUUAUUUUUAUUCAGAAGUGCAACAAGUCAUGCUGAUGAGAAGUUUUGCCACUACCCUUGCUCACUGAUGCUGCAGAUAAUAUUCCCUAAAUGCUGACUUUCAUAUCACAGCUUUUCACAGUAAACUUGCCAGCUGCCAGAGUUUUAGAAUGUAGGAUUAAUGUUGCUGGGAUAAAUGUUGAGUUUGUUUAGACUCAGGGUUUUCCAACCUGAUUUACAGCAUUAUGUCUUUUUGUCAAUGUUGCAGUCUAAAAUGUUGUAAAAUCUAACAAUUUAUGUAAUUUGUAUCAGAAAACGAUACACUGUAGUUGUGUUGGUAUGAAUGUAAAUUAACAAUUUGUUCAGUAA